UCUUUUAUGCGCUGCCUGGAGCUUUGCUCCUCCGCCUUUGGAGCUCCUCGCCUCUCCGUGUGGUGGUCACCCUCCUCGGCCAGUCCCGGGCACCUGCCUGUGUCAGCAAAGAGCCGCCUGCCCAGCCAGCACCCGGCCCGGCCUGCACCUCACAGGGAGCGGGAGGGAAGGCAGGAAGGGAAGCCCAGGACAGCCGUCUCUCUCUUGCUCGUCUUGGGGAAGGACCCCUGAAGCCCCUUCGCGGCAGGAUGAAGUGGCCCGGCCUGAUCUUGGCCGCCCUGCUGCUGGCCUUGGCCGGCCCCAUGGCCCGUGGCGAGGAGGGACUGGAUUUCCCCGAGUAUGACGGCAUCGACCGGGUCGUCGACGUCAACCUGAAGAACUACAAGAGUGUCCUGAAGAAGUACGAGGUCCUGGCGCUGCUGUACCACGAGCCGGUGGGGGACGACAAGGCUUCGCAGAGGCAGUUUGAGUUGGAGGAGCUGAUUCUGGAGUUAGCAGCCCAAGUCCUGGAAGACAAAGGGAUUGGAUUUGGCCUGGUGGAUGCAGAGAAGGACGCUGCGGUGGCCAAAAAACUAGGGCUGUCUGAGGAAGACAGUGUCUACGUGUUCAAGGAAGACGAAGUCAUCGAAUACGACGGGGAAUUUUCAGCUGACACCUUGGUGGAGUUUCUCCUUGACGUCCUGGAAGACCCCGUGGAGUUUAUCGAUGGAGAACGUGAGCUUGAAGCAUUUGAGAGGAUUGAGGAUGAGCCCAAACUCAUCGGCUACUUCAAGAACGAGGACUCUGAACAUUUCAAGGCCUUUGAAGAUGCUGCUGAAGAAUUCCACCCUUACAUCCCUUUCUUUGCAACUUUCGACAGCAAGGUGGCGAAGAAGCUCUCCCUGAAGCUCAACGAGAUUGACUACUACGAGCCUUUUAUGGAGAAGCCAGUCACCAUCCCGGACAAGCCGAACAGUGAGGAGGAAAUAGUCCAGUUCAUGGAAGAGCACAAGAGGCCAACGCUGAGGAAGCUGCACCCAGACAGCAUGUAUGAGACCUGGGAAGACGAUAUGGACGGCAUUCACAUUGUGGCCUUCGCGGAAGAGGAUGAUCCUGAUGGUUAUGAGUUCCUAGAGAUCUUGAAAGACGUUGCCCAAGACAACACAGACAACCCAGAUCUCAGCAUCAUCUGGAUCGAUCCUGAGGAAUUCCCACUGCUGAUCCCUUACUGGGAGAAAACCUUCGAUAUUGACCUGUCCCGGCCUCAGAUUGGCAUUGUCAACGUAACGGAUGCCGACAGUCUCUGGAUGGACAUGGAUGAUGAGGAAGACCUGCCCUCUGCGGAGGAGCUGGAAGACUGGAUCGAGGAUGUGCUGGAAGGAGAGAUAAACACCGAAGACGAUGACGACGAUGACGAAGACGAAGACGACGACUAAGGGCUGGCCCUUCCCAUUUCUCGUGCAGGACCGUCCCUGUCUGGGGGGCUCGUCCUCCGGCACCACACACCGCUGACCCCAACAGCAGCACAUUCGGCCUGCAUGCCAAAGCCCCGGCCCUAGCCAGAAAAUAUUUUUAUAUUGAUCUUAUUUACGUCCAAGGCCCUCACCGCAGGCUGACCAUGCUCCCUCCAUGCAGGGCCACCCCCCCAGGCCCCCGUCUGCCCUUGACAAGUGCAGGGGAGGGGAGGGGGGAGAACCGUCUCUCUCCAGAUUUCCUCCAAAGGCUCCUCUACCUGCCCUCCGCUUCAAUUGGCCAGAUGCCAUGGGAGAAUGCCACCUUUCCUGGGAUGGUGCCAACACCAGCCAAGUCCUUUCCUGGUCCUAGAAAGGCUUGUUCUCUACGUGGGGAGGCACUCUUAGCCCUACUUGAAGGCCAGGGGAAUUUCCCAUCAUGCACCUCAACCCCGAGACUUGGUCCGUGCCUUCUUCUUCGGAGCUUUUGGGGCUCCUUAAUGGUCAAGGCUGCCCUUAGCAGUGGAGACCACCGAGGGGCCUUGCCUCUAGGGGCUACUGAAAAGGUGGAAGCUGCCCCUGCCCUCCCCCUCUUCCCAUCUGGGCUUUGGAACAUGAUGGCAACAUGUCGACUUCAGUCUCCUCUGGCAACAAGGCGCUCACCUUUUCAGGUAGAUAAAUCCAAAUCGCUAGAGGGCAGCAGUUUAAUUUACAAAGCUAUUCAGCCACACACAAAGGACAGAAACAGAAAAAGUGAUCGGCAAACUUGUUAAUGUCCCUUCAAAACUGUUUCCCAAGCGGUCCUUCUCCUUUUACACACACGCAGAGAUCCACAAAAGGGGAUUUCGCUGACCUAGUUCUUAGGUAUA
Molecule: messenger RNA, 2299 nt
Organism: Ahaetulla prasina
Lineage: Eukaryota; Metazoa; Chordata; Lepidosauria; Squamata; Colubridae
Gene: CASQ1
Product: calsequestrin 1
Exons: 11
Coding region: 249-1415 (388 amino acids)
Biological process (GO): regulation of skeletal muscle contraction by regulation of release of sequestered calcium ion
Cellular component (GO): sarcoplasmic reticulum lumen
Molecular function (GO): calcium ion binding
Source: RefSeq, a predicted model, not a curated record